AUGAAUCAGAUUCAUUCAUCUUCCUCCCGCUUGCUUGUCCAACUCCUGACUGACUCUGCUAUCUGCAGCCUUGAAAAUGAUUUCCUUUACUCCUCCUCUUCACACUCUCUCAAUGUCUCUCUUUCAGUUUACUUACCUCCCUUCCUCUCUUUCUCUCUCUCUCUCUCUCUCUCUCUCUCUCUCUCUCUCUCUCUCUCUCUCUCUCUCAGCUAUGUGUUCAAGACUUUCACUUCCGAUCUAAUAAAGGACAACACUACUUGCUUUUUCCUUGUCACUUUUUCUUUGCAUCUGAAUCUUUCUUAUAUUUUAUUUUCAUGGAAGCUUUCAAUGUUCUUUUUUCUUUUAUCUCAUACAUCAUUUGGUUUGUAUUAUAAAUACAUGCUUAUUUCUUCUGUUUAUAGCUUCUCCUGUAUCACCUCAUUUCUUUGUUUCUUUCUUCUUUCAUUCCUGGAUAUUUUCUGUGGACUGAACUUACUUUGCCCUUGA
Messenger RNA from Acanthosepion pharaonis, 486 nucleotides. The record is from the annotation of a GenBank genome assembly. Lineage: Eukaryota; Metazoa; Mollusca; Cephalopoda; Sepiida; Sepiidae.